Molecule: messenger RNA, 1053 nt
Organism: Limanda limanda (common dab)
Lineage: Eukaryota; Metazoa; Chordata; Actinopteri; Pleuronectiformes; Pleuronectidae
Product: rhodopsin
Exons: 1
Coding region: 1-1053 (350 amino acids)
Biological process (GO): phototransduction; visual perception; G protein-coupled receptor signaling pathway
Cellular component (GO): membrane; photoreceptor outer segment
Molecular function (GO): G protein-coupled receptor activity
Source: RefSeq, a predicted model, not a curated record
AUGAACGGCACAGAGGGACCAUAUUUUUAUGUCCCUAUGGUAAAUACUACCGGCAUUGUCCGGAGUCCUUAUGAUUACCCUCAGUAUUACCUUGUCAACCCAGCAGCUUAUGCUGCCCUGGGUGCCUAUAUGUUCCUGCUCAUCCUCGUUGGUUUUCCCGUCAACUUCCUCACUCUCUACGUUACCCUCGAACACAAGAAGCUGCGAACCCCUCUAAACUACAUCCUGCUGAAUCUUGCGGUGGCUAACCUCUUCAUGGUGUUUGGAGGAUUCACCACAACGAUGUACACCUCUAUGCAUGGCUACUUCGUUCUAGGUCGUCUUGGCUGCAACCUGGAAGGAUUCUUUGCAACCCUCGGAGGUGAAAUUGCCCUGUGGUCACUCGUUGUUCUGGCUGUUGAAAGGUGGAUGGUUGUCUGCAAGCCAAUCAGCAACUUCCGCUUUGGAGAAAACCAUGCCAUCAUGGGUUUGGGCUGCACCUGGCUUGCAGCCGCUGCUUGUGCUGUGCCCCCUCUUGUUGGCUGGUCUCGUUACAUCCCUGAGGGCAUGCAGUGCUCAUGUGGAGUGGACUACUACACACGUGCAGAAGGCUUCAACAAUGAAUCCUUUGUUAUCUACAUGUUCGUCUGCCACUUCAUGAUUCCACUGAUUAUUGUAUUUUUUUGCUACGGCCGUCUGCUCUGCGCUGUCAAGGAGGCUGCCGCUGCCCAGCAGGAGUCAGAGUCCACCCAAAGGGCUGAGAGGGAAGUCACCCGCAUGGUUGUGAUCAUGGUUAUCGCUUUCCUGGUAUGCUGGUGCCCCUAUGCAGGUGUGGCCUGGUAUAUCUUCCUAAAUCAGGGCUCUGAGUUCGGACCUCUUUUAAUGACCAUCCCCGCCUUCUUUGCCAAGAGUUCUGCCAUCUACAACCCAUUGAUCUACAUCUGCAUGAACAAACAGUUCCGUCACUGCAUGAUCACCACCUUGUGCUGUGGGAAGAAUCCCUUCGAGGAGGAGGAGGGAGCGUCCAGUGUCAAGACUGAGGCCUCUUCUGCCAGCUCUGUCUCACCAGCAUAA